AUGAUCGUAAACAUACGAAGAUACCUACAAACUGAUUUGGGGAAGAUUGCUAAUGAUCUACUAUCAAGCAAACGGAUUGUCUCGUCGAAAGGGAUGCCAGAGUUCAACGCCGUGUCUAUCACGGAUAUGUGGAUCAAAAACUCAUUAUCUGAGCGCACACAUCGAUCUAAUAGAUUGGUAGCAUUGAGCAUACCCGUAAUCUUGAAAGCGCUACAGAAUCUCAGAAGGAAUGAAAAUCACUUCCUGUAUUUUACACUAUUGAACAGGAUUCAAAGUUCGAAAAUCCAUUGGAUAUCUCAAAAUAAUAAGGAGAUCGAGGCAAGUGAGACAGGACAGAUGCCCAUUGAGUUUUACAACGAAUUAGCUAACAUGCUCUAUCGAAUGUCUCUGUCGAUGAGUCCGGGAGAUGACCUGUUCAUUCUUGCCAAAUUUACAUUGCGUUUACUCGAGAACUACACCAAAAUUACUAGAAUGCGCCUGAAGAUUGAUACACUUUACAAAUGCUCCGUCGUAGUAACAAAAACGCAGUCGAUUUCUUACUUUGAUAGGCUUAUCGAAAUAAUAGAAGAAGCACACGCGAAUAAUACCCAUGUUUCGAAUACGAUGCGUAAGAUACUGGCAGACAUCUCCUAUAUUGCCUUCUUCACUGAAACAGAUCAAGUCCACAAAUUGGAAAGUGAGUUAACCGGUGGCCUUUUUCGGUACGGUAAACAUAUGGUGGAUUUAGAACUUAUGGAUCUGUUUUAUCCCACCUUUAUCAGAACAGCCAAAUAUCUACUUCUUUCCAAUUCGGAAUUGUGUGCUAGGAAACUGAUUGAGCUUUUGGACGCUAAAUGGAAUGUCCGGUUACAGGACCAUGAUCUAUCUGAACUUGUUUGUAUCUGUGAAAAAAAUGCUUUUGACGAUACGCUUACAACGUUACAGAAAUUAUAUCCAAACGAUGUUGUAGUCCGCUCUUAUAAUUGGAGCGUCAAGGAUAUUGCAAACAAGAAUUUUGAAGAGUACGUAUUUGAUCUAAAGAACAAAGUUAUGACCUCAAACUAUCCCCUUUCUGAUAUUCGGAAUGCGAGCAUCAUGAACCUUAAAUUAACCCAGUCGCUGCCAAACUUGGAAGAGAUGUUCCAAUCGCUAGAAAAUAUCGGUAAAAAGCUGAACAACACCCCAGGUGAACAACAAUUGAAGGUCAUGAUUCUCAAUAGCAUGUUUCUGUACUUAGCUCAAAACUCAAAGUACGGCAAAAGUUUGCUGUUCCUCGAGUACUUAGUACAGAGCCCGGUUUACAACUUAAGCUUAGUGGAUGCUAGUAAUGUGAAUACGAUUAGUUAUCCUGGAUUGCACACUCUUUUUAGAGCUGUUAGCCUCUCCACGUCGACAACGUUUUCCAAAUUUAUCCUUUUUAAACAAUUGAAGAACUCUCCCCAGCUCAAGUUCCAGUUUACUGUAAGGGAUUAUUGUCUACUAUUGCAAAACAAUUCCAUGAAAGAAAUGCCGUCGUUGCUUUAUUAUUACCUGUAUCAUUUUCUUCAGGCAUUUGGAAAUGAUUUUUACACAUCACCCAACAUUUGGAUUCUUCCUAAAGAUAUAAGCAGUAUAUUAGAGGGCCAUAAAUGUGUGCCUUUAUUUCAAUUGCUGGCAGGAGUUCGGAAAAUGUACUGUACCACUCCACAAUCGUGUACGUCGAACAAACUGACUCGACUCUUUGCUACCAGAUUUCCACUUGACGAAAAGCAAUUUGAGAACACCCUACUUCAAGAUCUAAAUGAAUUGUACGCAGGAAUGGCACUACCGAAUGGCUACUCACUCGAUAUUGAUAUUCACAACGCUGAACGUACCAGGGAUGCCUUGGAACGGUUGGAAGCAGCUUUAUCUCAAUUACCGAUCGAAGAAUAA
Molecule: messenger RNA, 1890 nt
Organism: Huiozyma naganishii CBS 8797
Lineage: Eukaryota; Fungi; Ascomycota; Saccharomycetes; Saccharomycetales; Saccharomycetaceae
Gene: MNE1
Product: Mne1p
Exons: 1
Coding region: 1-1890 (629 amino acids)
Biological process (GO): Group I intron splicing
Cellular component (GO): ribonucleoprotein complex
Source: RefSeq, a predicted model, not a curated record